CUGCCAACGUGUUACUUUCGGAACAAGGAGAUGUGAAACUGGCUGAUUUUGGAGUGGCUGGACAGUUGACAGACACGCAAAUCAAGAGGAACACCUUUGUUGGGACUCCAUUCUGGAUGGCACCUGAGGUCAUCAAACAGUCUGCUUAUGACUUCAAGGCAGACAUUUGGUCUCUUGGAAUUACAGCCAUUGAACUAGCAAAGGGAGAGCCUCCAAAUUCUGACUUGCAUCCUAUGAGGGUUCUCUUCCUGAUCCCCAAAAAUAACCCUCCAACACUUGAGGGUCACCACAGCAAGCCUUUCAAGGAGUUUGUGGAAGCCUGUCUCAAUAAGGAUCCUAGAUUUAGGCCGACAGCUAAAGAGUUGCUAAAGCACAAGUUCAUCACUCGUUACACCAAGAAAACCUCAUUCCUAAUGGAGCUGAUAGAUCGAUUCAAGCGCUGGAAGUCAGAGGGCCAUGGAGAAGAUUCCAGUUCUGGCGAUUCUGAUAUUGAUGGAGACACAGAGGAUGGAGACCAGGCUCCAAUCUGGACGUUCCCACCAACUAUUCGCCCCAACUCCUUGAGCAAGCUGCACAAAGGAAUGGCUCUUCAUGGUUCCCAGAAGCCUACUGAGCCCAUCAAGAGGCAGCCACGAUCACAAUGUCUGUCCACACUUGUUCACCCAGUUUUUGGGGAGCUUAAAGAUAAGCACAAGCAGACUGGAGGCAAUGUGGGAGCUAUGGAGGAGCUGGAGAAUGCCUUUAGCUUGGCUGAGGAGUCCUGCCCAGGAAUCUCUGACAAACUGAUAGCACACAUGGUGGAGCGGGUACAAAGGUUUUCCCACAGUCGGAACCACCUGACCUCUGCCCGCUGACACCUACAUUCCCUGCUUGCUCUUUCAAGGGGGAAGGAUUUUUUCCAGCUUGAUAAGAGCUACAUCUCUACUACAGAUCACCAUCUGCUGUUGGAUGUACAUUUGUGUUACGGACUCCAGGACAUUUCAGAGCCUUCAUGUUACACGUUUCCAUGAUAACCCAGGGUGGGGUUUGCAAUGCAAGUACAAUUCAGACCUUUUGCAGAUGGUCUAAUAGUUUUUACAAUGUAAUCAAUGCAGUUUUUAAUUGUUUCCCUAUGGGUGUAUCCAUUUUGGCUUGGUUUGACUCACAGCUUGUUACUGGUAAAUGCGUGGCUGC
Messenger RNA from Apaloderma vittatum (bar-tailed trogon), 1173 nucleotides. RefSeq names its product serine/threonine kinase 25 (gene STK25). Gene Ontology annotation, molecular function: ATP binding; protein kinase activity. Lineage: Eukaryota; Metazoa; Chordata; Aves; Trogoniformes; Trogonidae. The annotation marks the transcript as partial. The record is from RefSeq and is a predicted model, not a curated record. The transcript is spliced from 7 exons. Gene Ontology annotation, biological process: protein phosphorylation.